This is a messenger RNA of Paramacrobiotus metropolitanus, 1281 nucleotides long. RefSeq lists its product as uncharacterized. The coding region runs from base 230 to 757 and encodes 175 amino acids. The transcript is spliced from 3 exons. The record is from RefSeq and is a predicted model, not a curated record. NCBI's taxonomy places the organism in Eukaryota, Metazoa, Tardigrada, Eutardigrada, Parachela, Macrobiotidae.
CAGUACCUGUAUAUCGGUAACAUUAUCAAUGAUAAAGAAUAAUAAGUACUAAUGUGAAUAGUAAUGUAGUAAUGUGAAUAUCAUGAGGAAACUGGGUACAGCCGUACAGGGACAACAGAUUCGUUGCGCCAUAUCGAUACAUUUGUGGCCAGUUGAAUUAUUUUUCAUUGUACUGGCGUGCAAGCCUAUAAAGAUUGGCAUUAAGUUCCGCAUGCAGUGAACUUUUAAAAUGUCUGACUUUUGCGCUACAACAUCCGAUGACACUGGCUACUUGAAGGAGAAGCUUUUAUAUUUAGAGAAUCGAACCUCGCAAAUUGCGAAACUGAAUCAAGAAUUAGAACAGAAUCAAAUGGCUUCACUUCGAGAAAUGUUGGAAGUCCGUGAACUGGAGCUGAACAACUACGAGUUGGAGAUGACCCUCUCCGAGCAACGUUUACACCAAACUGAAGCAGAAAUCAACGACCUCCACAAACAAAUUGCUGAUUUGGCGCUGCAGCAAUCGGCACUGGAGAAAGAGCAGCGCGUAUCGAAGAGAUCACAGUUCCUCCCAUUGCUGCGUGCCAAGAUUGCACUCUCUCUGCGUAGUGCUGCUUCCGCUUCGAAACGUUAUCUCGGCGUCCGAUCCAUUCGCUGGGCAAUCACAUUCUUCUGCUUUAUCGGAUUGUACCUCUUUUUCGAUGUGCUUUGCUAUGGGGUCUUUGGAAUUAAGGUGUUUAAUAGAGUUUCCCGGAAGUCGCGAGGCGUAUCUGUGUGUUGAAACUGUUUCAAAACUUGCGACAUGGCCACGAUAACACGCGACCAGUGAAAUUAUAAUGUAGGAAUACCUGUACAGCAUGUCUGGAUGGUUUUAUUGUUCAGUCGACACAGUUGUUCUGUUUUUUUUUAUCGAUGUUCUCUUUUAGUUUUAUUGUUGGUUUUAUCGGUCGUUUUUGUUCGUAUUUUACUUAUUAAAUUAUUUUCUGGUUAAAUCUAAAUUCCCUUCUUUUUCGGCUCAAGGAUUCAUGUAUUACAGCAAACGGCAUAAAAAAUUUCAAUAUACAUACAUGCCGUUAUCCAUUCGCGAUUAAUUUGUCAAAUUUAAGCUGGAGACGUUCUACCCAGGUACCACUGACCUGCUACAAGGAGCGCUUUGAUUAUUGUGCGUCAUCGCGUCCGUGAGUGGAACAGAGAAAUUCUGAAGGAAGCAAAAUAACACGGAAGAACACACUUACCUGUUUAGAAUUAGUAGCUACACCAAAACGUUGUCGGAAAUUCCCAUUUCUCUGUGGCUGUUAUUUUGCU